AUGAUCGGAACUUCUCUCCUCGAAUACAUCUUCAUUCGAGCUUGCAUUAUUGGCCUGCAAAGCGUUGCGCCCCUAAGCAUCAUUUAUUUCUCAGCAUGGGUAACUUCUCAAGUGAUGGACUCUCCAAUACCUAUCGAAGCUCCCUUACCCUUCAAAGUCUGGACCUCUGCAGAGGUGGUCUUCUAUAUCUUCGUCAAUUUCAUCUAUCGAGAGAAACUACAAUACGAAGCAGUGCACCCAGCAGCACCAUCACGAAACGAGAGGAAGGAGUUGUUCCAACUCUGCAACAGCAAUAUCCCUGAUCCGGAAGCAUAUUUCAAGAAGUGGUUCUUGGGUGCAACGACGGAUGAAAUCAAGAGAGACAACAUCAAGGAAUUCUUUCUAUGGGCUUUUUUCAAUAGGGAUGGACCCCCAGGGGAGGAUGAUGAUGAGCUUGAAGAAUAUGUGGUUGCUACCGAGGCUCUCCUGGGCAGGAAGAUACCGGAUGGCCGUGGUAGUGCUGUCUGCUUACGACUUACAAUUGAUGGUGUUAGUAUGGCUCACCGUAGUAUACUGUGGUAUUUCUGUGUUGGAUUCGUCGACUUCUUGACUUGCUUGCGCUUACAUGCCUACGGCUUCGCAUUUCGCCGAACUGCAUCGCCCUACUUCUUCAUGAUCUUCCCCAUACGACCGUUUACCCUUUUCAUGGCCAAACGUUCUCCUGCUACACGACUUACAUACUGGCAUCGCCCGCAUACGUCACGGACCCGAAGACCGGUCGUGUUCGUCCAUGGUAUCGGGAUUGGUCUCUACCCUUAUGUCAACUUUCUUCGUCAGCUAGAUUCCCAUCUUAAUGCCGGGCGAAGCGCCGAUGACCAGGUAGGGACUAUCGCAAUUGAGAUCAUGCCGAUCAGCUUCCGCAUAACACACUCAGCAAUGACGAAAGACGAGAUGUGCGACGAGAUCCAAGCAAUCCUCAAAUACCAUGAAUUUGAUAAGCCUGUCCUCGUCUCGCACUCUUAUGGAACCGUUGUUACUACCCAACUGCUGAAAUCGCCAAAACUGGCCAAUCAGAUUGGUCCUGUCGUGCUCAUUGACCCCAUCUCGAUCUUGUUACAUCUUCCAGACGUGGCUUACAAUUUCACUCGCCGUAAGCCACAACGGGCAAACGAGCACCAGCUUUACUACUUCGCAAGCAUGGACAUGGGCGUUUCUCAUAGCCUAUCACGAUGCUUCUUCUGGUCAGAAAACGUUCUGUGGAAACAGGAUAUUGGUGAGCGUGCUAUCACCGUGAGUCUUGCAGAGCGGGAUCUCAUUGUGAACACCAAAGCCGUUGGAAACUAUCUUGCGACUUGUAAUGAAGAGAAAGUAGCACGCAAGGAGGAAUCUGGAUGCGAUACUACUAACGGCAAUAUUCCCAUGGAAGUGAUAUCAGAAAAUGAGUUAGGGUCCACCGCCUUGCAUCUGAGAUCGAAUGCAUACACCAGAUGUGGUAUCUCUGGGCUAUCCUCUCCGAAGACUGUCGACAGGAACUCUUGUAACGUGCACCUCGAUGUAGGAUGGCAGGACCAGAAAUGGAGAGGAAAAGGUGGGGAUCUUAUCUGGUUUCGAACGCUGGAUCAUGCUCAGGUGUUUGAUAAAGUGGAGACUAGGAAACCAUUAGUGGAAGCUAUCCACCGAUACAGUGUGCAGUCCUGCUGA
Endocarpon pusillum Z07020 is the source of this 1680-nucleotide messenger RNA. RefSeq lists its product as uncharacterized. Lineage: Eukaryota; Fungi; Ascomycota; Eurotiomycetes; Verrucariales; Verrucariaceae. The transcript is spliced from 2 exons. The record is from RefSeq and is a predicted model, not a curated record. Bases 1 to 1680 code for a protein of 559 amino acids.